Messenger RNA from Funneliformis caledonium, 279 nucleotides. NCBI's taxonomy places the organism in Eukaryota, Fungi, Glomeromycota, Glomeromycetes, Glomerales, Glomeraceae. The record is from the annotation of a GenBank genome assembly.
AUGUAUCUAAAAGAUAAUAUGAAUAAUAAAGAUUAUUUAACCAACCUGUUCUUCACAGAAGAGAUCGAAGAUUAUGAUGAAAGAAGUGAAUCAUUUACUAUGGCAUCAGCUAGAAUAAACGAAAUGCAACUUGAUGAAAUAAACGAAUUUGUCACGACAACAACUAAAGAUCCAAAUAUUAAUGACUUAUUAUUUAGUCAAAUCUUAAAAUCUGAAGUUAGUACUCAUAUUUCUUAUAAAGCUUUAGCUGUUAGAAAAAGAAAUUCAAAGGCUGCUUAA